AUGAAAUCCCGCAUUAAGGAACUGGAGCUGGUAGUCGACAAUCAGAAUAAGAUAAUUCGUGAUAAAGAAGAAGCAGAAGAUGCAUUCAAACAGAGAGAUACCUUUGCCGAGAACAUUGAAAUGAUACGUUUAAAAAGACAACUUGCAGAGAAGGAGAAGGAAAUUGAACACUUGACGACUCAGGUGGCCUCAACACGGGAGCAGCUGAAUUUGGUGGACCUAGAGAAACACACCCUUCCCUCUCAACCUUGCCAUGUCUAUCGCUCUCUCAUCUAUCCGUCCAUUCGAGUAUCAAACCUUCAAGAUCUAUCCAUCACAAACCCAUCCAUCUCGGGUACACAAACACAUAUUCAUGCACAGUCCAGUCCCUUUUUGAUCCUCAUCCAUCCUCUUAAAAGCUCUUUGGCAAGAGGAUCCGACCUCCAAACGGUAGAUUUAUUGCUAGAAAAACUGCAGCAUCUGGAGCGCAAGAUGUCCGCAUCGCGUGGUGAUCGGGAGAAGCAGUACGAAGAGAUGCGUCGUAUCCACAGCUCCCUGCAGACGCGAGCACAGAGUGCAGAGACGCGAAUCGAAGCACUCUCCCGACGUCUGGAGGACAGUCAGCCUUCUCGGAAUUUGCAGGAGCUGUGUGAGUCAGUCGGCCUGAGUGUAAAGGACUUGGAAGCUGCACUUAUUCGGAUGAGUAGACGAAGGGAAUACCCCGCUGGAGACACUGAUGCGGAUGUACUUCCAUGGACUUCAAAAACACCUCAGAAUGAGGCGACAAAGGGUGCGCACGCGGAGGCAGUAGGGGGGUUGGCCCGAGCGCGACUACCCAUUACGCAGUACCGAGUGCCAGAGGAGUAUCGGAGGGCAGUGGUGAACGCCACGACCCAGUUCGACCUAACCCAAUUCGGGAAGUACACGCCACUUCUAGAACCGGGGAGUGGUCGGGCCAAGGGACUGGGCUUACAGAGAGCCUUGCCUACAGCGAUCAACUUGGGUGAAAUUGACUUGACUCCAGACCAAUUGGAAGCAUGUCCCAACGGGGUCUUUUGCGUGUGGCGUUUUUACGACUUCGAAGUACAAUCAACCGGCACUGUCCGCGGCAGACGCUCCAACUUCAACCUCACCGUCCAGUAUCCUGUCAUCACGGAUGAGGCAUUUUGGACUUACCUUCAUGAGGAAACAUUGCUCAAGAAUAUUGAUAAACACUGUAGCAUAGAACUUCACAAGGUCUUGCCGGACUUGUCAUCACAACAGAUUGGCGAGUUUGAGUUGGGUCUGCAGUAUCUGCUUCGACCGGAAUCAUACGCAUCGACUAACACAGACGGCACAGCACAGCAUUCAGUUCGAGUGAGCCGAGUGGGCCGAUUUCGCGCCACAAAGCAGCAUCGAGACGUUGAGGAGGGAGAACAGCAGCACCAACAACGUAUCGUCGGACAGGUCGUCUACUGGGUGGGAUUCCGUGCCCCCAUUGACCGCUUCCUUCGAGACUAUCUCGAGCAACACCAGAAGAAAGGCAGACUGAGAGAUUUCGACGAAGCCUCUAAUAGGUCACAUCAAAGGGGAAAGAGACAACUGUCGAUAGGACUGAGUGUAGAGGAAUUCGCACCUCAGGUGGAUUUUUGUUUUGCCUACACCUUCUGGAGAUGCCCAGAGUACGUGUCCAGGAUUUACGAGCCACCGGCAACUGAUAUCAGACUGAUCACUCUCAGGGACUCUCCUCAGCUGGACAGACACCUGCGAUCGUCCAGCCUGAAAGUGCUCUUAAUUGAGGCGAAGGAAGGAUCGUAUCUCGGAAUGGCUGAAGUACCCCUUUGUGAAUUGGCGGAAAGUGGUGGAUCAGUCAAUGGGACGUUUGAAGUUCAUCAACAACCUCCAAGGCAGCCUAAAAUCCCACCUAUCAGCGUUAAGAUGGAGUGGAAAUCCGUGACUACUGCAGAUGAGAGGUUGGAUAAUCCUGGCUACUCUUCGGAGCUCGGAUGUCACCCAAUCAAAGUUCCCAAUGAUCGUCUGGAGAAGUGCGACAGGCAACCGCGAGGCGUCAUUCGCGCCAAUGUGCAGUGUGUGCAACUACUCGGAAAAAUUAACACGAUUCCAGAGUUUGUCAGCAAGGAUGACCUGCAAGAAGAAAUUACCGUCCGAUUUGCCGCUGAACCCCCUUUCCUUACAUCGUCAAAGUAA
This is a messenger RNA of Echinococcus granulosus, 2166 nucleotides long. Its product is annotated as rpgr-interacting protein 1 related. Lineage: Eukaryota; Metazoa; Platyhelminthes; Cestoda; Cyclophyllidea; Taeniidae. Gene Ontology annotation, cellular component: ciliary transition zone. The transcript has 14 exons. The record is from RefSeq and is a predicted model, not a curated record. The coding region runs from base 1 to 2166 and encodes 721 amino acids. Gene Ontology annotation, biological process: non-motile cilium assembly.